GAAAUGGUGCUCUUGCAGAACAUUCUGAAAAUGUGCAUAUUUCAGGAGUGUCAACGGCUUGUGGAGAUAUUCCAGAACAAAUUCGAUCACCAAGCGGGACAAUCACAAGUCCAGGGUGGCCCUCUGAGUAUCCAGCCCGAAUCAACUGUAGCUGGUACAUUCAUGCAAACCCAGGGGAGAUCAUUACUAUAAGCUUUCAAGAUUUUGAUGUUCAGGGAUCACGAAGAUGCAGCUCAGAUUGGUUAACAAUUGGAAGCUACAAGAAUAUUGAAGGCUACAGAGCGUGUGGCUCCUCCAUUCCUUCACCGUACAUCUCUUCACAGGAUCAUGUUUGGAUCAGAUUUCAUUCAGAUGAUAGCAUCUCCAGAAAAGGCUUCAGAUUAGCCUACUUUGCUGGGAAAUCUGAUGAACCAAAUUGUGAUUGUGACCAGUUUCAUUGCGCUAAUGGGAAGUGUAUUCCAGAGAGUUGGAAAUGUAAUAAUAUGGAUGAAUGUGGAGACAACUCGGACGAAGAAAUCUGUGCCAAAGCUAAUCCUCCGACAGCUUCUUCCUUUCAACCUUGUGCCUGUAAUCAGUUCCAGUGUCUUUCUCGUUUCACCAAGCUUUACACUUGCCUUCCAGAGUCUUUAAAAUGUGAUGGUAACAUUGAUUGUCUUGACCUAGGAGACGAAAUAGACUGUGAUGUGCCAACAUGUGGGCAGUGGUUAAAAUACUUUUAUGGUACUUUCAGUUCUCCCAACUAUCCUGACUUCUAUCCACCUGGAAGCAACUGCACCUGGCUGAUAGACACUGGUGAUCAUCGCAAAGUAAUUUUGCGAUUCACUGAUUUUAAACUUGAUGGUACAGGUUAUGGAGACUAUGUCAAAAUAUAUGAUGGAUUAGAGGAGAAUCCACGGAGGCUGUUGCGUGUGCUAACAGCAUUUGACUCUCAUGCUCCCCUCACAGUUGUUUCAUCCUCAGGACAGAUAAGAGUGCAUUUUUGUGCUGACAAAGUGAAUGCUGCAAGAGGAUUCAAUGCUACCUAUCAAGUAGAUGGCUUCUGUUUGCCAUGGGAAAUUCCAUGCGGUGGAAAUUGGGGUUGCUACACAGAGCAGCAACGCUGCGACGGAUACUGGCACUGUCCAAAUGGAAGGGAUGAAACCAACUGCACCAUGUGCCAAAGAGAUGAGUUUCCCUGCUCUCGAAAUGGUGUUUGCUACCCUCGUUCAGAUCGCUGCAACUACCAGAAUCAUUGCCCUAAUGGUUCAGAUGAAAAAAAUUGUUUCUUCUGUCAGCCAGGAAAUUUUCAUUGUAAAAAUAACCGCUGUGUGUUUGAGAGCUGGGUUUGUGAUUCUCAAGAUGACUGUGGUGAUGGCAGUGAUGAAGAGAAUUGCCCAGUCAUUGUGCCCACGAGAGUAAUAACCGCAGCUGUCAUUGGGAGUCUUAUUUGCGGAUUGCUGCUUGUCAUUGCACUGGGAUGUACCUGUAAAUUGUACUCACUCAGGAUGUUUGAGCGAAGAUCAUUUGAAACUCAUUUGUCAAGGGUUGAGGCUGAACUGUUAAGAAGAGAAGCUCCUCCAUCCUAUGGACAGUUAAUUGCCCAGGGUUUAAUUCCACCAGUUGAAGAUUUUCCUGUUUGUUCACCAAAUCAGGCUUCAGUUCUGGAAAACCUGAGACUUGCAGUACGAUCUCAGCUUGGAUUUACCUCAAUCAGACUUCCUAUUGCUGGCAGAUCAAGUAACAUUUGGAAUCGAAUUUUUAAUUUUGCAAGGUCACGUCAUUCUGGAUCAUUGGCAUUGGUCUCAGCAGAUGGAGAUGAUGUUGCCGGCCAAAGUACUAGUAGAGAAGGUGAAAGAAAUAAUACUCACAGAAGUCUGUUUUCAGUUGAAUCUGAUGAUACAGACACAGAAAAUGAAAGAAGAGACAUAGCAGGAGCAGUUGGUGGUGUUGCUGCCACCUUGCCUCAGAAAGUCCCACCUGCAACAGCAAUAGAAGCAACAGUUGGAGCAUGUGGGAGUUCCUCUGCUCAGAGCGGCAGUAGCGGUAACACGGAUAGUGGAAGAGAAGUGACGAGCGUAGAGCCCCCAAGCACAAGUCCUGCACGUCACCAGCUCACUAGCGCGCUAAGUCGUAUGACUCAAGGCUUACGCUGGGUACGCUUUACUUUAGGGAGAUCAAGCUCAGUGAAUCAGAACCAAAGUCCUUUGAGACAGCUUGAUAAUGGGGUAAGUGGAAGAGAAGAGGAUGAUGAUGUUGAAAUGUUAAUUCCAGUCUCUGAUGUAGCAUCAGACUUUGACAUGAAUGACUGUUCAAGACCUCUACUUGAUCUCAGCUCAGAUCAAGGACCAGGGCUUAGGCAGCCUUACAGUGCAACACAUCACGGUGUAAGGUCAUGCAGUCGAGAUGGCCCCUGUGAAAGCUGUGGCAUCGUACACACUGCCCAGAUACCUGACACUUGCUUAGAAGCAACAGUGAAAAAUGAAACUAGUGAUGAUGAGGCAUUAUUACUCUGCUAGGUACGGAUUGUUUAGGAAAGAUUGUGUACAAGUUGGAGCAAUAUCUGUCAUUGUUUUGUACUUCACAGUUAAAACUAGUUUUUAGUUUUAAAAAAUCCAGGACAACAUUAUGUUAAAACUAUUUUAGCCUGUGUGGUUGAUUAAACAUUUCUUAUACUGGAUGAUGUUAUGGAACUAUUAGAGUGAACAUUUUAAUGGCUCUGAAUACACGAUGCGUGUAUCCAGUAUAAUCUGAUUACUCUUUAAACUGAAGUUAUCCCAGUUAGUUUCAAAUUUAGUUUAUCCUGGUACUGUAGUUCAAACCAGAAACAUGGCUGCUCAAGACUUAUUUGGCUGCCUGUUUAACCCCAUAUUAACAGGUGAAUUUGUACAGAAUUACUUUCCUUUAGGAAUUGACUCUGUUGUAUUAUUGCCAACAUACUUGUAACUUAAUAUACUAAAUACUGGUAAGGAUUGUUAAUGUAAAAUAUGUACUUUUCUUUGAGUUUAUAAACACUUUGUCUAAAUAUUCUUGAAUUUCAUCAUAAUGUGAACUUAUUUAAAGGGAGGAGAAACUUUCUCCAGGAGCAUUCUUUUUCUUUCGGAAGUACAAAAUGCAAUGAUUUGUGAAAUUUAGAUUUAAUAGAUAAACUGAUGGCAAAAGCUUUUAUAGCACUGACUUUCCUAAACUGCAAUCUAAUAUGGUACAACCAAAUAGUAUGUAAAAUCCCCAAUCAUUAGUCUUUUCGAUUUGAAGUAAAAAAGGGCCGAAGAUAUUACAAUAUGUGUUAGUUCUUUAAAUAUCCAAUAUGUACAAAUACACUACAGAAUAAGUUCCUUUUUUUUUCCCUAAUACUGUAGGGUAUAACGCUUGUUUGGACUCAAGGGAUUUGCACUAAAAUCAUAUUAAGGUCUCUAAUGAGCUUAGUGCACAAGCACUAUCACUUUAAGUACUAUUAUUGUCUAAUAUUGCAAU
This is a messenger RNA of Fulmarus glacialis (Northern fulmar), 3450 nucleotides long. RefSeq names its product low density lipoprotein receptor-related protein 12 (gene LRP12). Gene Ontology annotation, biological process: cilium assembly. The transcript has 6 exons. Gene Ontology annotation, molecular function: microtubule binding. Gene Ontology annotation, cellular component: cilium; microtubule. NCBI's taxonomy places the organism in Eukaryota, Metazoa, Chordata, Aves, Procellariiformes, Procellariidae. The annotation marks the transcript as partial. The record is from RefSeq and is a predicted model, not a curated record.